GUUAGUAAUCUCUAGUUUCAUGAGACCUAUAGUUUUAUAAUAUGGCAGCUGCUGUCGAGCUCUAUAAACCUGGUGUACAAGUUUGGGUCGAAGACGAUGAGGAAGCUUGGCUACAAGGCACUAUUAUUAAUGUUGAGCCUGAUUCUUAUAAAGUUUUGACACCAAAAAAAGGAGAACAAACAUUCGCUUCCCCCCCGCCUCUCUGCAAUGAACCGGAUCAGUGGCAACUCAAUGAUAUGACGAAUCUUAACUUUUUGCAUGAGCCUGCACUUCUGCAGACCUUGCAAGUACGUUUCCAACAGGAUUUGAUCUACACUUAUUCCGGAAUUGUACUGGUUUCUGUUAACCCCUUCAAAAGUCUUCCUUAUUUGUACGAUGCUAGCACUCUUGAACUUUACCGAGGCCAACAGUUGGGGCAACUCGACCCCCACCUAUUCGCUGUGGCUGAGGAGUCCUACCAAUGCCUCUGCAGGACCCUCCAAAGUCAAUCAAUUAUCAUAAGCGGCGAAUCAGGUGCAGGAAAGACAGUUUCGGCUAAGUUUGUUAUGCGCUACUUGGCCAUCAGCUGCGGAACGGACGUGAAACAAAGUAGUGGAAAUGUAGAAGAUCAAAUAUUAGCGUCCAAUCCGAUUUUAGAAGCUUUUGGGAACUCCAAAACGACUAGAAACGAUAACAGUUCUCGUUUCGGUAAGUUUAUGCAACUUCAGUUAUCAGAAAAGAAAGUGAUUUCAGGAGCGGUCAUAAGGACUUAUUUGUUGGAAAAGUCAAGAAUAGUAACGCACGCCUCUCAAGAAAGAAAUUAUCAUAUAUUUUAUCAGCUGUUAGAAGGACUGGACUCUAACAAAAAAGAGGCGUGGAAACUCACCAAUUGCGGAGACUACCGCUACACCAAUCAGGGUGUGGCCCAUGUGCCCGACGUGGAUGAUAAUAAGGACUUUUUAUCGGUUUGUAGUGCCAUGAGAACGCUUGGAAUGAAGGACGACACAAUUGAGUCGAUAUGGAAAAUAAUAAGCGGUAUCUUGCAUAUGGGAAAUAUUAUAGGGGCGGAUCGCGGGAUAAGCAACCAGGAUUCCGCGCUUCUUGCGAGCUCAAAGUUAUUAGAUAUUGAUGACAAGUUGCUUCUGACGUGGAUCAAUAAAAGAAAAAUAGUGGCCGGAAAGGACGUAAUGCUGAAGCCGAACACCAAAAACGAGCAAUACGACGCUAUUGAUGCUUUGGCAAAAGCCGUUUAUUCCAGAAACUUUGAUUAUCUUGUUGAAAUCAUCAACUCUGCUACGGCUAAAGAGGAGCAUUUAUUUAUUGGAAUUCUUGACAUUUACGGGUUCGAAAGUUUCGAUAAAAAUUCGUUUGAGCAAUUCUGUAUUAAUUAUGCCAAUGAAAAUCUACAGCAGCAAUUCAAUUCUCAUGUUUUUAAGAAGGAACAGGAAGACUACGUCAAAGAGGGCAUCAAUUGGUCAUUUAUCGGCUUUACAGAUAACAAACCAUGCUUGGAGUUAAUAGAGUCCAGAGCGGGUAUAAUUGCUUUGCUGGACGAAGAGUGCAUUAUGACAAAAGGUUCCGACGAGAACUUUUGUGAUAAAUUAUAUAACAACUUUAAAGAGCAUGAAUUUUUUUCAAAACCCAAACUUUCUGGUAAACGGGCCUUAUUUACUAUUUCACACUUCGCUCAGAAAGUAACUUACGACGCUGCUGGCUUUCUCGAGAAAAAUAAAGACAAAAUUGCUGAUGAAUUAUUGGACGUCGUCCGCCAGUCAAAAAUGCCGUAUCUUCAGGGACUUUUUCCUUCCGUGCAGAAACCGCCAGAAGAAGAGGCCAAGCGCGCGCCCAAAAAACCGCUGACAGUCGGUUCAAAAUUCAAAGCCUCCUUGCGGUUGCUAAUGGACACCAUAUAUACCACCAACACUCACUACGUUCGCUGUUUAAAACCAAAUAUGGCAAAACUACCGGGCCUUUUUUCACGAAGUCACAUGCUAGAACAGCUGCGGGCUUGCGGAGUUCUUUCUACAAUAAAAAUAAGUCAAGCCGGUUUUCCUGGGAAAGUCGAAUAUAACAAGUUUUUUGAACGAUUUCGUCCACUAACGUGGACUUCUGGAGACGAUGUGGUCCAGCGGAGCAAAGAAAUCGUAAAAGAAUAUGUGAAGGAAGGAAACUAUCAGUUUGGAAAAACAAAAGUCUUCUUUAGAGCAGGUGAACUGGGUUUGCUCGAGGCAAAAAGAAAUGACGUACUGAAUAGCGCUAUUAUAAACAUGCAAGCUUUUAUUAGAGGCAGUGUUCAGAAAACAUAUUAUCAUGUUGCAGUUCAUUCUGUUGUCCUUAUUGAAACUAUGUCUCGUUUGUUUAUGGCGAGAAAAACUCUGAGAAGUUUACGGGAGUCUUAUUCAGCUUUACUUAUUGAAACGACGUUUAGAAGCUUUCUUUAUUGCAAAUUCUUCAAACAAUCCGUAACUGCUAUUUUUAUUCAAAAACUUUUUCGCGCCUUCGAAAUUUAUAAGCAAUAUAAAAGUUUACAAGUGGCUCAUUACUCGGCAGUUCUUAUCCAAUCAUGUUACAAAUAUUUUUCCACACAAAAAACGUAUCGAAGGACACUUGACAUCAUUGUCUACUCUCAAUCGUGUGUUCGGAGGAAAGCGACUGCUAAACAAUACCGAAUUUUACUUGCCGAGUCACGUGAUCUCCGGAACCAACAUAAAGAAAUCACCGAAAAGGCCUCCAAACUGGAGCUAAAAGUUGUGGAGCUUUUGCAAGAGAAUGAAAUGAUCAAAAAACUUUAUAAUGAAAAAGAACGGGAGCUACUUGUUAAAAUAUCCGCGUUGGAUAUGAAUCUGAAUGUGGAGCGCAAGAAAAAUAGUGAACUGCUAGAAAAAAUUGACCAAUUAACGAGGGACAGUAACUCAUACGCCCAAAGAGUGACUAAGCUUCAAAAUGAAUUGGUGAGUGUACAGAACGCAAUGAAAAGCUCUCAACAACUUGAAACACGUGCUAGUGAAAAGCAUUUAGCUACAGAACUUUAUGCCGAGAAGAAACUCCUGGACGAAUACGUGGAUGUCGAGACGCACGAGACUCUUCAGAGAUUAACGCUUCUGCAAUCAUUAAACAUCGAACUCGAGAAGGAGAAUGAACUUUUAAGAAAAGAAGUUUCUGAGCUGAAGCGCUCUCCUUCGCGAACACCCAGUAAUGAACUUCUACAAAAAGACCAGCAAAUACAACUACUUACUAGUAAAAACGCGCAACUCCUUAACGAACUCAAUGAACUGAGUGAAAAAUUUCUUGCGUUUUCACAGAGUAACACAUUAAAAAGUUCCAGCCAAACGAGUAUUUCUAGUAAAAGAUCCCAUAGAAGAUUUUCUGAUGCGAAUAGUAUAUCCUGCUUGGCUUCAAGUAUAGAUGAUUUAGUAGAUCUGAAAGAUUCUCAAGAAUGUUUCGAACUUCAAGAAACGUUGAGUAAAAAUAGUGAUGUGCCGAAUGGAAUACAAAUGUUUCAGUAUAACAGCUACGAACUUCCUGAGUUGUUUCACAGCCUAUCUAGCUGCAAUAGCGAUAAUUGUUCCGGAAAGCCGGCCGUGGCUUUUGUUAUUUCCCGCUGCUUGCGUUAUACCGUUUAUUUUAACCUAACAGAAGAUCGAAAUAUUAUUUGCCAAAGUUUCAUUAAUAUGGUUAAAAAAUAG
Molecule: messenger RNA, 3665 nt
Organism: Zophobas morio
Lineage: Eukaryota; Metazoa; Arthropoda; Insecta; Coleoptera; Tenebrionidae
Product: unconventional myosin-Va-like
Exons: 37
Coding region: 42-3665 (1207 amino acids)
Biological process (GO): vesicle transport along actin filament; actin filament organization
Cellular component (GO): cytoplasm; actin cytoskeleton; myosin complex
Molecular function (GO): ATP binding; microfilament motor activity; actin filament binding
Source: RefSeq, a predicted model, not a curated record